Molecule: messenger RNA, 1521 nt
Organism: Anastrepha ludens (Mexican fruit fly)
Lineage: Eukaryota; Metazoa; Arthropoda; Insecta; Diptera; Tephritidae
Exons: 2
Coding region: 837-1346 (169 amino acids)
Source: RefSeq, a predicted model, not a curated record
UACAGUGGAGUCUGGGUAUAAGGAACCCCCGGUAUAAUGAACACCUCGAUAUAGUGAACACCUAGAAAUUUACAUUGAGUACUCUAAAUAGUGAACUAUCGACAACUCGAAAUAGUGAACAAAGCUUUAAACGCAACGGCAAGCAUAAACUGUUAAAAAAAAAACUCAGAAACAUUAUUUACGAAUUGAAGCUUUGCGAGGACCAAGUAUAUAACGCAGACGAGACCGGCUUGUUUUGGAAAAUGCUUCCUGAUAGAACGUAUGUCAGCCAAACAGAAAAAACAGCUCCGGGGAGAAAAGCAGAAAAGGCCAAAAUUACUUUUCUUGCAUGUACAAAUGCAACUGGUCAGCAUAAAGUGAAACCGUUAAUAAUUGGGCAUGCCAAGAAGCCGCGCUCCUUUAAGGCUUAUGACAUCCCGGUAGACUAUCGGAACUCUAAGAAUGCAUGGAUGACCGCCAACAUUUUCAGAGAAUGGUUUCACCAUUGCUUCGUCCCUCAGGAACAUACAUUUAUAAUGCAACUCUUGACAUUUUUGCAGAGUAUUUAUUCGUUUUUAAUUUAUAUUAGGUUCAAAAAUAUUUACUACAGAAAGGAUUACCAGCCAAAGCUAUCCUUUUGCUUGAUAACGCCCCUUGCCAUCCACCAGAAGAUGAACUUAAAACUGCUGAUGGAUCCAUAUUCGUGAUUUAUAUGCCUCCAAAUGUAACGCCUUUAAUUCAGCCUAUGGAUCAAAAUGUGAUUCGCUUAACUAAGUUGUAAAGUUGUAUUGUUGUGAAAGGAUGACAUCACACAAUUUCUUAAACAUUUAACUUUAAAGGAAGCUGUAUCAUUUUUAAUGCUUGCUUGGAAUCAGCUGCAGGCAAAUGUAAUAGUAAAAUGUUGGAAGCCUUUAUUAGAAUGCUUAAAUACUACAGAAGCAAAUGAAAGCGAGGAUGAAGACGAUGAUAUUCCAUUGAGCUUACUUCGUGAAAAAAUAUUGCAGGAAAAAUGUGAAGAAGUUCAUGAUAUACAGGGUCUGCUGCAAAUUGUAUUACCGGAGGAAACCUACACUGAACAAGAUAUUGAGAAGUGGAAUUCAAUCCAAGUUGACGAAGAAAUUGAUUUAGAUAAUUAUGCCAUGGAUACUGAAGAAUCUGGUAGUGACAGCCAAGGCGAAGGACAGAUCGGAAAUUUAAUAAAAGCUACUGAAGCCAUUAAAAGCUUCGAUAUAGCUAUCGCAUGGGCUGAAGCUAACACCACUGACUAUGCUAGCAUACUAGUACUGAAAAGUCUACGCGAAAAAGCGGUCCAAAAGUCAAUUUCCGAACACAAACAGCAAACAUCUAUUCGUAAAUUCUUUCAAUAAUAUGUAUGUAUUUUUCAAAAUAUUACUUCAUACAAAUAAUCUGUUUUGUUUAUAUAAAAAACCUGAAUUUAAAGCUAAUAAACCAAGUUAAAACAAAAAAAAUGUCAACCUUAAUAUAGUGAACAACCUGGAUACUGUGAACAGGCCUCGGAGAAAUUAGUUCACUAUAUCCAGA